AUGAGUUCUUUUGCUUCUGAUAUAGGUGUCUUGAAUGAUGAAAUCAUGAGACUUGUUUCAGAAAAUGCAAAACUCAAACGAAAGCAAAAUGACGAAAUUGAAGAAGGAAUUCAAAAUAAAAUUGGCGAAUUACUUGGAGAAAUUAAGGAACUUACAGAAAGAAAUAAACUUCUUGAAACAAAAGUUAUGAAAUCAGUUACAAUCGAGCAGUAUAAUCAAGAUAUUAAAGCUUCUGUUGAACAAUUGAAGGAAACUCAAGAUAAACUGAAAAUUGCAAAUGAAAAGCUUGAAAUACAGCAAGAGUUAACUCUCAAACUGAAAUCUCAUUUACCUUCAAAUGUAGAUGAUCCAAACUCUCAAAAUGAUCAAUUAAAACAGAAACUUUCUCAAAUAUUACAAGAAAAAUCUGCUUUAGAGAUGGAAAUUUCUGAAAUGCAGAUAAAUCAUCAAGCAGAAGUUGAUACAUUAACUGAUAAGCUAAUAACUCAGUCAGAGCAAUUAAAAGAAGUGAACUCAUUUGAAUCUAAAUAUAAAGAAUCACAAGACAAGAUUGCUGAACUCAAUAAAAAUUUAAGUAUUAUGGAACAAGUUAAUUUGGUCAAUAAAAAGAGUCUCAAUCAUGAAAUUGAAUUGAGAAUAAAGGCAGAAAAUGUAAUAGAAGGCAUCAGAAACAAAAUGUCUCAAUAUUCAUCGAAAUUUGAAAAUGAAUUUUCAACAGCACAAAUUGCAGUAGAUUCACUCGUUAAAAUGUUAAAUUGCACUCCUACAGACAUUGUGCCUUAUGUUCAGUCUCUUUUAGUUUCUCAAGAAAAGAAUCAAAUUACAGAAGCUAAAAACAAAGAAUUAGAACAACAAAUAAAGGAGCAAACUGAAACAGCCUCUGAGCAAAAAGAUUACAUGAAAGAGCUUGAAAAUGAAAGGAAGAGAAAUCAAGAAUUAUCACUUGAAAUUGAAACAAUCAGACAAACAGUUAUUGAACAGAAUGAACAAAUAGAACUACUAAGAGAAGAAAAUGAUAAGAAGAUUGAUGAGAUGCAACAACUUCAUGAUAUUGAAAUUCGUAAUUUCCAAGAUGAGAUUGACUUGGCAAAUACAAAGAUCGCACAAUUAGAGCAAAUCAAAGUUCCUUCAUCAGUUAAAUCAACAGUAUCUUCAAAUAGUUUUGCUACAACAGCAACUUCCAGAAAUGCAACACCAAUUCUCACUACAAAGUCUAUUACUCCACUGAAAUCAAGGAACAGUUCUAGUCAUACUACUCCAAUAAGAUCUCUUAUACAUCCUGUUUCAAAUACAGAACAAGAUUCUGACUCCAAUGAUAAAUAUCUUGAAAAAAUUACUGACUUUAUUGAUAUUGUUAGUAAUUUCUGUAAAUCUGAGGAGUUCAAAGAUAAUGAAGGACUAAGAAGCAUUGGCGAUCUAUUUUCUAUCUUGAUUGAAAGACCAUUCAAUCAAGAACAGGCUCUUACAAGUGUCGAAACUAUGAUUGCGACAUUAAGUAAUAUGGAAAUUGCUAUUUGGCAUGCAAACGAUAUCAAGAAUGCAUUUGAAGGUGAAAUUGGUUCGUUCGAAAAAGAAGUUUGUGAAAAGAUGCAAAUACUUGAUAAACAAUUGCAAGUAAUCAAUAGAAAGAUUUCUUCGUCAAAACCUGGAGCUUUUCAUAAUUCAAAACGAAUGAAAUCAAAAAUUCCAAUGUUAACAAAAAGAACAGGUGAUAUACCACCUGCAUCACCUCUAAAGCGUAGUUUAAUUAAUGAUCCAAAUCCUCAAAGUGUUAGAAUUCCAUUUCAAGAUUAA
Messenger RNA from Trichomonas vaginalis G3, 1794 nucleotides. RefSeq lists its product as uncharacterized. The transcript has a single exon. The coding region runs from base 1 to 1794 and encodes 597 amino acids. The record is from RefSeq and is a predicted model, not a curated record. Lineage: Eukaryota; Parabasalia; Trichomonadida; Trichomonadidae.